This is a messenger RNA of Nematolebias whitei (Rio pearlfish), 795 nucleotides long. Its product is annotated as lethal(3)malignant brain tumor-like protein 4. Gene Ontology annotation, biological process: regulation of DNA-templated transcription. The record is from RefSeq and is a predicted model, not a curated record. The transcript is spliced from 8 exons. Gene Ontology annotation, molecular function: zinc ion binding. Gene Ontology annotation, cellular component: nucleus. Bases 1 to 795 code for a protein of 264 amino acids. Lineage: Eukaryota; Metazoa; Chordata; Actinopteri; Cyprinodontiformes; Rivulidae.
AUGGGUUAUCAGGGCCCCACUCUGGAGCCAGGCCUGGGAGAGGGGCUAGCUGGCAAGCACCUGGUGACCAGGUCUCUACCCAUGGGGCCCAGUCAUCCAAACCCUGAGAACUUUGUGUGGGAGGACUAUCUGCAGGAAACUGGUUCCACUGCUGUUCCCAGUUCAGCUUUCUCUCUGAGAGCUCCACAUGGUUUCCAAGUGAACCACAGGUUGGAGGCCGUCGACAGGAGGAACCACAUGCUAAUUCGUGUUGCCACAGUUACCGACACAGAAGACUACAGGAUGAAGAUCCAUUAUGACGGCUGGUCAUCGCAAUUUGAUGUUUGGCUUGACAGCGACCACGGCGACCUGCAUCCUGUCGGCUGGUGUCAACGCACAGGACACCCACUGGAACCGCCCCCAGGUUCGUCCCCUAUUUCCUCCCCCUCUCAGGGAGUUUGUCCCACUGCAGGCUGUCGAGGAGUCGGACACAUCAAAGGGGCCAAGUACACCGGACAUCACAGUGCCUUUGGCUGUCCAUACUCAGACAUCAAUAUACGUAAGGAGGUGGUGCUUCCUGAUAGGCUGGGAGGAGAGAGGUCCUUUACCCUUGUACCUGUUGUUUUACAUCAUCAUAGCAACCAGCCUCCCAGAGGAGUUCAGGUGAGGCCAGAAUCCAAAGACGAGACACUGCUGCUUCCUCUGGGGAAGAGAAGAAAGGUGACAGUUAGAUUGUCCCAACCAACCAAAUGUCUGCGUGUGAAACAAGAAGAGGAGGAGCUUGAGCUCAGCACCAUCAGUUCAGGUACGGUCUGA